AUGAUGGAGAGUAGAAAAUUCAAACCCUUCGAUACAGUCAUAAACUUUAACGAAGACUUCAUUUCAGAUUCCGAAGUACACAUUAAGACAAGUUCUUCAAAAUAUGGUUUUUGUAGCUAUCCAGGUACCAAAGAAGAAAAAGAAUCGCAGUCGCUAAAUAGUACUGCUGCUCUCGGAUCAUUCGUUCAGGGUCGGGACAGAAGCCGAAAACUUUUAAAUUCAAAUGUUAAUACAAAUCUUCAGAGUCCUGAAAACAAAAACUUAUUUCAAAACUCAUGUUUCCCCAGUGAACCGUUAAAAUUCAUAGGUUAUCGACCUAUAUUCGGUUCUGCGAAUUAUAUUGACUUAUGUUCUUUCGAUGAUCAUAAUCUUCUCAAACCUUUUGAAUUAUCAUUUCUAGGUGUUCCUCUCUUCAGUUCUUCGAACCAUUCCUAUUAUUCAGAUGAACGUAUUUACAACACUACCAAACAACAAACUAUGCUUGUAUCAAGCUCUUUUACCAACAAGUCCAAGAAGGGACGUGUAAGAUCACUUUCUGAAUUAUCGCUUCAACACGUCUGUCAUAAGGGAAAAAGAAGUGAAACUGAAGCAGGCGUUCAUUUAUCUUGUAAUCAUUAUGAAAAGGAACUGAAUUACCUUCGGCAGGAACUUAUGGCGCGCAAUGAAGAGGCAGAAAAGAUUGCGCAUGGACUUAUGCGUGCAAAGAAUGAAGAAAAACAAUUUGGUGGUCAUUUACGCGAACUAACAAAAGAGGGUUCUGCUAAGACAGAUACUAUUAAUAAGUUAAAAGAAAAAGUUUCUGAGCUAUAUGUUGAAGUGGAAUCCCUUCGACAUUCUCAUCAACAAGCCAUCUGUCACCAAGAAGAUUUACAGAAGGAGAUCGACAUUUUGAAGUGUUCACGUGAUUGGUACGCUAAUCAGCUUCGUUCGGUUCAGUGUGUCAGUGAUCGUGUUCAAAAUGAACCUGAAAGAAUUGUCAACUUACUAAAGGAUAGCAGUGAAAUGAAUCAUCGUCUGGCACAUGAAAAUGCUUGUUUGCGAGCUCAGUUAGUAUGUAGCAAGGCCGCCUUAGCUGAUGCUAAACGAAAUCUCUCUCGCCAGUUAGAGUCUAUCCGUGUUGACAUGGUAGAACGUGAAGCCCUUUUUGAGCGUAUUACUGCUGAACGAGCUUUGUUUGAGAAUAUCAGUCGUCAGCGCGCUGAUGAGAUAAGGGAGUUACAGACUCAGGUGUCGAAUUUUCAAAUGGAACUUAAGGCUACUGAAGAGCAUAUCUUGCUUCAGAAGAACAAGCUGUUGGAUGCUGAAGGAGCCUUGGCAGUCGCAGAAAGAAAGCGCAGUGAAUUACAAAACCAGUUAGAAUCCUUUGAGAAAGAACAUUUUACGAAGGAAAACUAUCUAGAUGAUCAAUUCUCCAAAUAUGGUGUCAUCUUAGAAAGUCUGAAGGUUUAUGAAAACGGAGAUAAAAGUAAGGGCAUCUUAAUUGAUGAGAUUCUAGAAGAAAAAGCCACACUCACUGCAGCUCUCUCAGCAUCACAAUAUGAAAAAGAGACACUGAAUAAAUACUUGAUAAAUUUGAAGGAUAACUUGUUCAGAGUAGAAAAAAGUUUUGUCAUCCUUAGACGUGAAAUUGAAUCCAAGUCUGCACAAAUUAUGGAGCUCACCACUCAACGAGACAGUAUGGCUGACAAAAUUAAAUUUCUUUCCGACCAGUUAAAUGAUUACUGGAAUGUGAUUGAAAAGUUAAGACAAGAAAAAGAGAAAUUAAGCUCUUCCUUAAAUGUUUCGCUGACGGAAACCGAAAAUUCCCACAACAAUCUAAACAAAUUGGAUUUUUCACUCCAAAAGGCUGAUGGUGACUUUAAAACUGUUGCUAAAGUAAAACAUGUAGGAACGAGUUCUCUUUUGCCGAGUCAGAUAAUUGACAAACAACUUACACUAGAGUCGCAGACCAUUCAUUACUUCCCAGUUGCAAUGGCGACCUUUCAAAGUCAACCAAAUACUGCUUCUCUACCGUCUUCAGUAAAUAAUUUUAGUACCUCGGAUGCUACACAUUCUUUAAACAUUCAAGUGAAUGAGGAUAGUUGUUGGCAAAUUAUGGAUUUAAACAAAAGAUUAUCUAGUGACGCUGUUUGUGAUGUAGCUCCAAUUUCGCAAAAUACAAUCGGUGUACCUGAUUCUAAUUACGAUACUCAAAAUAACGGCUCGAACUCACAGGAGAACUAUCCCACAACACCUUUAAGUUCUGAUAAAAAUAUAUUUUGGUCAACGGAUCCUUCGUCUUUAGUUUCUGCCCGUGUUUUGUCUUCAUACGAGCAAAACCAAAUGGGAUUAAAUCAAACAGUUCCUGAUCCAAAUAGUCAGUGUUAUUUUGAUAACUGGCCAUAUAUACAGCAGUUACCAGAUUACCAGAAUAUUGCUAAUGUGGAUUCUGGCCUUCACCUUUCAGACACCCAUAUAACAACCAAUCAAAUAUAUUCUUCAGAUUACCAACAACGUAAUAUGCCUUAUUUAAAUCUAUAUUUACACGAUAGUCUGAACCAUACUGAUGAGUAUAAAUUCAAUGUACAACAAGAUAAUUCGUACACGUGUCUAUCUAAAGACGAAUGUUCCUCGGAUUUUAAUUGUGAUAUUACAAUUAGUAGAAAUAACAUUUUAAUUCCUAGAGCCAGUUUACCUUUGGACCACAAAACCAAUAAUCUGAACUGUGAUAAAAUUUAUACAGAUCCAUUAGUUAUACCAGAACAACAACAAAAUGUCUGCUUUUCUAACAAAAAUGAUACUUGUACGAUCUUAUCUACUGAACAGGAUACCAACUAUAAAUGUACUGUUACUGAGGUUCAAAAUAUUCAUACAAAUGAUUGGACAGGUAAGGAGUCAUCUAGUUGCUCUAGUAAUUUCCGUGUUAAAAUAAAUGAAAGUGAAACACCAGUUAAGUUGACGGAAUAUUUCUCAAAUGAUCAUCAAGGGAACCGGACAAAUGAAGUUUUUUACACACAGAAUGUAGCCACUACCUUACUAUCUGUCACUGAAACACCAGAGUCAAUACUAUAUUGCUGUUCAUCAUAUGAAAAUUCGAAUCUAACUGAAAUUACUGAAAGUAAAGCAGAAAAACUGAAAUUAUAUCAAGUUGGUGGAUCAAAUCAGUCAACAGUCAUUUCUAAAAAAAGUGAUCAUGAAUACUACUCAUGUUCUGUCACUACUGAAACACCAAAUGAUUCAUUUGACUUAAGAAUAUGCAAUACCCGUCAGUCUAAUAUCAAUACUUGUUCUUCAGAACACAUAUAUAAUACAUCUGAAGCUCUUCUUAUGUCUACUUUUGAUGAACUGAACUGUGUGAAAAGUGAGCGGGACAAUCUUUCCGAGCAUGUUUCGGUCUUGCAAAAGGAUUUAGCCAAUGCUGUUGCUAACUUAACAACUUAUCAGAAAGAGGCAGAAAUGCAGACGCUUAACGCUGAACGUGAAAAAGUUGCCCAUCAACAAGCACUCGAGGCUCAUCAACUUUCUAUUGUGGAACUUAAUAAUACCAAAGCCGAACUUGUUAACGUGCAAAAGUUAGUUAGUGAACUUCGUCAGGAAGUUGUCUCUUCAAAAGAAGAAGUCGCAUUAUUGCGGGCGCACGAAGAUGAAAAUCGUUCUCUCUAUGAAACGGAAAUCAAUUCAAUGAAAUCAAUUGUUAAGAUAACAAGCGAUCACCUAUCAACACUGGCAGAAUCACUCCACAAUGCGCUGAGUGAAAAAGCUAUACUGCAGAGGGAAUUCAAUCAUUUGAAAAAUAUGAUUCAUGGUCAAUUACAGAAGUUUCGUUUAUUCACUCGUUUGGAGUUAUAUGACGAAUCUAAAAUAGUCAACCAAUUUUCCGUUGGUUCAUUAGCUGCUCUUGGAAUUUAUUUAGAAAAUCUGGUUGAUGGUAAUUCUCAGAUAAAUUUUCAUACAAAGUCACCUCGUAAAUUUAAUCCAUCCUUCGAAUCUCUUCGAACAGAAAUAACAAAACUUGAAAAUGAUCUACUUAGUCGUAAUAUGCUUGUCAGUGACUCAGCUCAAAAUAUAUAG
Messenger RNA from Schistosoma curassoni, 4050 nucleotides. The record is from the annotation of a GenBank genome assembly. NCBI's taxonomy places the organism in Eukaryota, Metazoa, Platyhelminthes, Trematoda, Strigeidida, Schistosomatidae.